This is a messenger RNA of Paraphaeosphaeria sporulosa, 2301 nucleotides long. RefSeq lists its product as uncharacterized. Gene Ontology annotation, molecular function: ferric-chelate reductase activity. Gene Ontology annotation, cellular component: plasma membrane. Gene Ontology annotation, biological process: intracellular iron ion homeostasis; copper ion import; iron ion transport. Lineage: Eukaryota; Fungi; Ascomycota; Dothideomycetes; Pleosporales; Didymosphaeriaceae. The transcript has 2 exons. The record is from RefSeq and is a predicted model, not a curated record. The coding region runs from base 1 to 2301 and encodes 766 amino acids.
AUGCACACGCUCUUGUUCACGAGUCUUACGCUGGAACUUCGUGCUGCCUUCGCCAACGCUGACGGAAAUGGUCUUAUCGGCUGGGGUAAGACAAUGUACAACCCCGCCUGCGCCUUCGCUUGUCGGACAGUAAUUAAAUCCAACCCGCUUCUGUGUACGCCUGAAGACGGUACCGUAAACUACGGGACCGUGCAUUCACCAAUCUACACAGCACCGGAAUGUUUCACGCGCGAUCCAGCCUUUUUGCGAACAAUGGCUGUGUGUAUAGACACCUACUGUUCUGUGAGCGACCAUCCAAGUACGGGGCUGAUUGAGGAAUACUGGGCAUCUCAUUUGGCGACAACGACGGUUGGGAGUUACAAGUGGAAGCCGGCGGUGUCGUAUGCGGACGCAUUGACGGCGGGGCGCGAGGAUGAAAGGGUUGCUGCUGCGAAUGAGACAGUGCCUGAGCAUCAUGAGAAAAUAGGGGAUCUCAGGCGCCGGCACAGUCAUGGAGCGUCAGCUCCACAAGAAGAGACGUUCUUUACCUUCAAUGUUUCCAGUCCGCUUCCCCUUGCGAAGAAAAAAGCGCCCAUGAAUGUCACGAGUUUUGUCGACCCUGUGUCAUGGCAGAAGGCGUACAACGGUAUGCGAGAUUUUGAGACCAACGAAAAGGGACACUCGACUUACAGCAUCACCGUAAUGCUCGUAGCCCUACUCCUUCCCAUCCCCCUCUCCCUCCUCCGCUUCGUCCCAGGCCUCCCUACAAGCACCGGCUGGUCCUACCUCCAAGCCACCCUCAUCUACCCGGCGACAUGGGGCCGUCAUCAUCGCGAGCCCGUAGGCGCCGCCAUUGGGGGCGGUAUGGUGCCGACCCGCGGGCAGGCCCUCUACAUCGCUUUCAUCAGCAUGCUCAACGUGAUAUUCCUCCUCACACCAUACGUCCACACGCAUCCCCAGACGACCUUCGCCUCGCUUAAAGAGCAAGACAUCAGCAUCAUUGGCAACCGUGCCGGCGUCAUGGCCAUGGGGAAUGCAGUCGCGAUGUUCGUUUUCGCCGGGAGGAAUAAUCCGUUUUUGUGGGUCACGGACUGGAGUUAUAGCACAUACUUGCUCCUACAUCGAUGGCUGGGUUACUGGACAAUUUUACAUACGGUGCUGCAUUCGGUUAUGUUGCUGGCUUACUACAAGCUCCAGGGAUCUUACGAGGACGAGCUUGCCCGUACGUACUGGGUGUGGGGUAUCGUAGCCACGGUCGCUGUCGUUGUCAUGUUCCCGGCGUCGCUGCUAGUCGUGCGGCAGAAGGUGUACGAGGUAUUCUUGGUGUUGCAUGUGGUGCUGACGGUGGUUUUCGUCGUUGGAUACUACUACCACAUUUGGUACUGCUACCAGUAUAACUGGGGAUACGAGAUUUUCGCGUAUAUCGUGGGAGGGAUUUGGGGCGCUGAACGAGUUGUGCGACUUGUACGCAUGGCGCUGAAGGGAUCGCGUACAGCGACGGUGUCGGAGGUUCCGGGGUCGAACGGGGAGGUCCUGAAAAUCCACAUCGAAGGCGUGCGUCCAAGUGGCGUUGCGUAUUUGUGCUUUCCAACGCUGGGAUGGCGGUUCUGGGAAACGCACCCUUUCUCCGUCGCAACGUCCGAGAGCAAAAGGAGUGCUGCCAUGGACGAGGAAAUGCAGGCAUCCGCUUCUGCGGUAAAUGGCAGCGAGAAGGCCGUUGCUACUACGGAACGCUCGCUCAGAGACGGUUCAAAUCAUACCAGGGACUCGUCAGCCUGGCCGCGCAACGGCGCUACCUUCAUCGUGCGCGUCCGCACAGGUAUCACAGCAAAGCUUGCCGCCCGACUAUCGGCAUCAGACUCGCAUCGAAUUCAGCUCCGCGUCCUCGUAGAAGGAUCCUAUCACUCCAACGCAGCAGCACAGCUCGCACAGUGCACUCACCUGCUCUGCAUCGCCGGGGGCGUCGGCAUCACCGCCGUCCUGCCUUACCUACACGAAAUCUCCGCCCCGCGGCACGCGAAACUCUUCUGGGGUGUUAGACAGCGAGGUAUCUUAGACACACUUGGGUCUGAGCUAGAUGCUCUCCCAUCGGCGGUGCAGGUGCGGACUGUGGUUGGAGAGCGCAUGGAUAUCAGGGAGAUUCUCCAACAGGAGACGGCUGUGACAGGUGCUAAGCGGGACGGCGGGAAAGAGCUGCUGGGGAUAGUGGUUUGUGGACCGGCGGGUAUGGCUGAUGAAGUGAGGCAGACUGUGUCGAAACUUGGGAGGGGUGCGGAAACUAUGCGGCCGUUUGUCUUGGUUGACGAGGCGUUUACUUGGUAG